AUGAGGUUUUCAAUCGCCAGCAUCAUCGCCCUAAUUACCCCGCUGACGCUCGCCGCCGACUCACUUGAGUACAAGGCAACACCAGCGGGACAGGUUAUCAAAGAUGGUGUCAAGCUGAGAAUACUUCCUGUGGGUGAUUCUAUCACUGUGGGAUAUCUGAGCAGCGAUGGAAAUGGCUACAGACUCAAACUUGAUGAGGACCUGUCUGGUAUGUGCACUCACCGCGCAUGA
Messenger RNA from Colletotrichum acutatum, 231 nucleotides. RefSeq lists its product as uncharacterized. The transcript has a single exon. NCBI's taxonomy places the organism in Eukaryota, Fungi, Ascomycota, Sordariomycetes, Glomerellales, Glomerellaceae. The record is from RefSeq and is a predicted model, not a curated record. The coding region runs from base 1 to 231 and encodes 76 amino acids.